Messenger RNA from Chaetomium strumarium, 2082 nucleotides. RefSeq names its product UV radiation resistance protein and autophagy-related subunit 14-domain-containing protein. The transcript has 2 exons. The record is from RefSeq and is a predicted model, not a curated record. Gene Ontology annotation, cellular component: lytic vacuole; endosome. Gene Ontology annotation, molecular function: SNARE binding. Bases 340 to 1848 code for a protein of 502 amino acids. Gene Ontology annotation, biological process: SNARE complex assembly. NCBI's taxonomy places the organism in Eukaryota, Fungi, Ascomycota, Sordariomycetes, Sordariales, Chaetomiaceae.
CUCUUGUCCAUGUGAGACUUCGAUUCAGGUGACAUCGACAAUCUGUCUGAAGUCACCCUACUGCGGUAGUUCUUCAAGCUUCCACGCCCCGACUGGUCUCUUCGUUUAUCAGACCAGUUCUGUCUCGUUUUUGGAAGCCGAAGAUAGUUUUCGCCCGAUGAUUGUGGAUUGCGCCACAACGGUACUGCGAGCCUGCGCCACCAGUUGAAGGUAUUUAAGGAACGCUUCUGGUCUGCGCGCUGCCAUCUUUUGUCCCCUUGCCCGAACAUCGCAGAGUGCAACGGCACAAGAGUUAGAGCCGAGCGAGAGUUCAGUGAUAAACAAAGCGACGAAGCCGGGAUGGACUGGAUGGACUGCAGCAUUUGCCGUCGUCCGCACCACGAGGAGAGACUGCCGUUCCUUUGUCCAAUGGAUGCGAGGAACGUCCUGUAUGGGAGCCGAGUCGAGUAUGCCCGAGCGCUGCUCGAGAAUGAGGAUGCAGAGCGCCGGGUGGAAGCCGCCUUGGCAAGUCAGGAGAAAGUAGCUCAGGAUCAGAAGGCCGAGUCGAGGGUCCAUUUCGACUGGCUGAGAGCUGAAGAGGCGGCUGCCGUAGACCGAACGAGCCAGAUCAUUGCGCAGGCCGACCGGUUAAGGCAGGAGAUUCAGGCGGCGCAGCAGGAGAUUGCGGCGAAGAAGGAUGCCAUGGCUCGGAAGAGAUCGGAUCUGGCGUCGGUCUCGGCUGGUACUCGGGUUCGAUGGAACAGGCAGUUGGACGAGGCUCAGCGAUCCACGCAGAGACUGAAGUACAAGUGGAAUCGCAGCGCCGACAGCAUGGCUGACACCAGGGCUUUCUUGUGCGAGGGAUCCGCCAGGUUGUAUGGUCUUCGUCAACUCAGGAAGGGCAGCGUCAAGCGGUAUGAGAUCGGCGGGGUUGAGAUUUUUGACCUUCACGCCAUGAACAGUUUGUCGCCGGAGGUGAUUUCGACGUCCUUUGCGCACAUUGCUCAUAUUCUGGUGCUGGCCUCGCAUUAUCUGGGCAUUCGGUUGCCCGCAGAGAUCACAAAUCCCCAUGCCGACUACCCGCGACCGACGAUCUUCUCGCUUGCGUCAUCGUACAAGCAUGGAGCAGUGCCUUUCCCGGGGUCGCUGGCGUCGCAACUCGCGCCUGUGGCGGAUGAUGGGGAGCAGAGACAUGUGCCGCGGCCUCGUCCGUUGUUUAUCGACAAGGCGCUUCCGGCGCUGGCCAAGGAAGAUCCGUCCGGCUAUGCGCUGUUCUUGGAAGGGGCGUCUCUGCUGGCGUAUGAUAUCGCUUGGGCGUGCUGCUCGCAAGGCGUGUGGUUUGGCGACAAGGACCCGUAUGAGGACAUGUGCAAUAUCGGCCAGAAUCUGUGGCGGCUUCUCAUCGGGGAUCAGCUCCACCGUCGAUCUGUCGAGCCGACAUUUUCCUCUUCGCUCACGCCGCCGAUUGCGGGAAGUCCGAAAGAUGAGGAUCACGGCGAGAUCACCAAGCCGAAGUCGACAAUGGGUCGCUGGUCGCACGCAACGCUGCACAGCUUUCUUGGGGGUGCCGAGGGAACGGAGUUCGUGCGCAACUUCAGGAUUCUGUCUCCUCUGAAGCUGGCGGAUCGGCUGAAGACGCGGCUGUCGAGCGAGGCCCCGAUGCUGGAAUGGGAGAAGAUCGAGGGCGACGAGAUAGAAGAAGGCUUCGACGAUGGCGUGCUGGUGCGGGGUCCUGGUUCCGGCUCUGCUGGGCGCGGGGACCUCGGUGUUGCUGCGAGCGUGAUGUCGGUGCGGACUGCCGGGGCGAGCGACAGUGCCAACACUCCAACAAGGGGAACGAGUGGCUGGAUGAGGUUGAAACCUCGGUAGAUACUGACUCAGAUAAGCAGUUGUGCUGCUGAGAACGCAAAACAAAAAGACGGUCGCUUCUUCCUGGCCCACCCUCCGCUACCCUAACCCAGGAAGAAUGAUGAUGCUCGCGUCAGUUUGUGCGUUGGAUCUGAUCCUAGCCCCUGGAUUCCCUGAUAAGUUAAACAGCACGGGGACGAACAGAGUCGGAGUCGCUUGCAAGAGACGGUUGCCAUCCCGCCUCCCGUCAUGCGU